Messenger RNA from Symbiodinium necroappetens, 680 nucleotides. The record is from the annotation of a GenBank genome assembly. NCBI's taxonomy places the organism in Eukaryota, Dinophyceae, Suessiales, Symbiodiniaceae.
AUGCCGCAGAAUCUCGCAUUCCUCUUCACCAAGAUCACGCCGGAACAGAUGAUUUACAUGUGGAACGUAUUAACGGCAAUCUUUUUCACCCAAGUGCUGAUGGUGAUCGGCUACUGUGCAGCUUUGGCUUGCUUCCCGGACUUCUGGUGGACCUGCACUCUGUGCUUCGGCAUCCCAUUCGCGUACAUCGCCAUCCAGAACAUUUACAUUGAUCACGAUGUGAUGCACGGAGCCACUUUCCCGGUGUACGAGUGGCAGCGCUUCCUUACUCACCCCUUUGCGGACUUUUUUUCUUUGCCUUGGGAGGAGUUUGUCCUGGAGCACAACAGGCAUCAUGCCUCGACCGUUGACCUGCUGAUCCAGGGCGAGUUCGGCUGGGACCCCGAGGUGAUCCACUUCUUUGGCCUGAACGAUACCGGCUCGCUCUUCGCCUUGGAGUGGUGGAUGCACUUCCCCGACGAGGGCGCAGGUGGCAAGUGCAACAAGGAGUUCUGGAGCAAGUGGGUUCCACGCCGCAUCAAGCACAACGCCUUCGUGCUCGCCCUGUGGACCUGCGUGUGGAUGCUGGGCACCUACCCUCUGGGACGCCCCCUGAGCGAAGGCUGGCGGUUCAUGUUCACCGUGUCCUUCUUCGCUCGCGUCGGCUACUCGGCGGCUUGGAUGUUCAUCACCAACUUCAC